UGGCGGAACUUGAGUCUUACACAGGGGGGAAUCUAUCUACUACCGCGCGUCGUACGGGUCGUCCUUCGUACCCGUGCCCUUCCAGGCCUCAAGCUCCAUCGCCCGCUGCGAGUAGAAGCCCUUCUUCUUCUUGAUGCCCUCGCGCGUCGACCGGCGGAGCGGCCCCGUCCGUUCGACUUUAACUUUCUUCAGGCGCGGUUUCGUGGUCCGCGCCGCCGGGGCAGCAUCGGCGUCGUCGUCGUCGGCGCCGGAGUCCCGAGCGCGCUUGCGCGACAUUGAUGCUACGACCGGUUUCGCCGCGGCGCCGCCCGCGGCGCGCCGGGGCGGCGGCUUGGCGCGCGGGCUCGUGGGUUUGUUCUUGGCCGCCUCGGCGGCCGCAGCUUUUGCGAGUGCUUCCUGGGCUUCUUCCGCUUUCCUGGCUUCUUCCUCUUCAGCAGCGCGCGCCGCUGCGUCGCGCUCGGCCGCCGCGGCGGCCUCCUGCUUCCGGCGCUCGUCGUCGGCCCGUUUCUGUCGUGCACUUUCCUCAAUAGCUCUCGCCUUUUCUUCGGCCUCCCUCUUUUUCUUCUCUGAGGCCUCCUUCUUUCGCUGGGCGGCAAUUUCGGCCUUCUUGCGCGCCGCCUCUUCGGCCGCCUCGCGGCGUUGCGCCUCUCUCUCCGCAUUCAAGCGGGCCGCAGCCUCCCUCGCCUCGACUUCUUCCCGCGCGCGUCGUGCCGCGUGCUCCUGCUGCUCCCGGUCGCGUUGGGCGCGCAAGUCCGCUUCGGCGCGCUCCUCGGCUAGCUGUGCUUCCUCGAGGCGGGCCCUCUCUGCACGCUCCGCGGCAACUCUCUUCUCUUCUGCAGCGGCACGUUCGGCGGCGACGCGUCGCUGCUCCUCCGCGGCCCGCGCCGCUGCGGCCUUACGCUCUCUUUCUUCGGCUUCUCGUUUCAUGCGCUCCUUUAUUUCUCUUGCCGCCUUCUCGCGGGCGAGACGCUCACGCUCGGCCUUCGCGGCUUGUUCCUCCGCGCGUUUCGCCGCGGCCGCCUGCUCCUCCGCGCGUUUCGCGGCGGCGACCCGUUCGCGCUCGAUGCGUUCAGUUUCCUUGCGUUUUGCCUCCUCGGCAGCAGCUCUCUCCUGGGCAAGCUUCUUCGCCUUCGCCUCUGCUUCGACGCGUGCCCGCUCCUUGGCUGCUUCAUCAGCACGUUUGCGCGCGGCGGCGGCCGCCGCCUCUUCCUCAGCGCGUCUUUUCGAGGCGAGCUCAUCCGCCUUGCGUUUGGCCUCCGCGGCAGCUCUGGCUCGAGCUUCGGCCUCCUUUUUAGCUUUCGCGUCGGCCUCUUCUUUUAGUCGAGCCUUCUCGCGCGCCGCUGCCUCGGCCGCACGCUUCUUCGCGAGCGCUGCAGCAGCAUCCUUCUCAGCCUUGAGCUUGGCCGCAGCGGCUGCUUUUUCACGCUGUUCUUUCGCGAGAGCCUCGGCUUUCAGCUUGGCCGCCGCGGCGUCGGCCGCCUGUUUCUUCGCCAAGGCCUCCUUCUCGCGCCGCUCGGCGUCCGCGCGAGCCUUGGCUUUUGCCGCGGCCAAAGCUUUUGCUUUUUCCUCCUCUUGUUUCUUCUUGGCGGCGGCGGCGAGCGCUUCCGCUUUCUUCGCCUCCGCGAGGCGUUUUGCUUCAGCAUCGGCCUUGGCCUUGGCGAGAGCGGCAUCUUUCUUCUUUUUGGCCUCGAGUUCCGCUGCUUUCUUCGCUGCCGCCGCGCGCGCGUCUGCGGCAGAUUUGGCCUUCUGUGCCGCGACGGCGUCGGCGCGGUCCUUUGCGGCCUUAGCGUCCGCUGCUUUUUUUGCUGCUGCAGCCUUCGCUGCCGCGGCCUGCUUCGCGGCGUCGGGGGCCGGCGGCGGCGGCGCGGUCACGACCUUACCUUUGAGAGGCUGCGGCGAUGACGGCGACGCUGGCCCGACUUUGGCUUUCAGAGCGUCAAGAGCCGUCUUCUGUGAAGCGUUAAGGUUGCCCGCCGCCUCCCUCUUGAUCAGGAAGUUGUACAUGGCCUUCUCGGGGCCGGUGAGCGCCAUGGCGAAUUAUUUGACUGCAGCGCUCCGAGAGGCACAACGCCACAACCCCGGCGCGGUGACGCUUGAACUUCGCGUAGCGCCCACAGAAGGUCCGGGCUACGUCCCACGCGUGCUCAAAGCCUGUGCAGCGUCAGGGGUGUCGCGCACGACGCUGAACAGAUGCCGUCGAUCGAGAGCGCUG
This is a messenger RNA of Pelagomonas calceolata, 2212 nucleotides long. The record is from the annotation of a GenBank genome assembly. Lineage: Eukaryota; Pelagophyceae; Pelagomonadales; Pelagomonadaceae.